UUUUAAAGUAAUGUUUUCUAAAUUUUUAUGGAUCGAAACACGGUUUCAAAAACUGUAAUUUUCUGGUUAUCUUGGCUAAGAGUUUCUUACGUCUACCGUCAGAUAUCCCUGCGGUGCAUUCGAAUCAUUUCCAAUAUGGCACCACGACCCACGUGAAUUCCUAACCUAUCAAGAGUUGUUUACAUACAAAAUUGGAUUUUAUAGUAUUAUUGCUCAAACAUAUAUUAUGGGUGAAAAGAUGAACACCGACGAGAAAGUAACUAGAGUAGAAGACAUACUCAGCAAUAUAUCUACGGUUACCGAGACAAGUACACCAAACUCAGAAUUGAAGGUUAAAGCCAAAAAAGAAAAAUCAGCUGUACAACAAAUUCCAAAAGGGAGACCAAAAUCUGGUAGGAUAUGGAAGGAACAGAAGACACGAUUUUCAUCUAUUGUCAAAACACGUGGCAUACGCUUAUCGUUUGAAAAAAAGAAGAAAUUGAAAGAAGACCUGAAACGUGCUAAAGAAAUGACACGGGAAAACAAAGCGAGGAAGCAGGCAGAGAAGGAGGCUAAAAAGAACAGGAGGAAAGCAAAUUUGAAACGUGCUGAAGAGAAUAGGAAAAAGGGUGAAGUUGUACAAGUUAUCACAAACACUACAAAAUUGAAGAAAAUAAAGAGGAAACAUCUUAGAAUGAUAGAGAAGAGAGAUACACUUAAUUUUUAGUUUAAUUUUUAGAAUAAUUAGGUACCUACAUAUUUAUACUGAUAUAUAUUUUGUUUCUUGCAAAU
This is a messenger RNA of Megachile rotundata (alfalfa leafcutting bee), 771 nucleotides long. RefSeq names its product coiled-coil domain-containing protein 86. The record is from RefSeq and is a predicted model, not a curated record. Gene Ontology annotation, cellular component: nucleolus. NCBI's taxonomy places the organism in Eukaryota, Metazoa, Arthropoda, Insecta, Hymenoptera, Megachilidae.